Molecule: messenger RNA, 900 nt
Organism: Oldenlandia corymbosa var. corymbosa
Lineage: Eukaryota; Viridiplantae; Streptophyta; Magnoliopsida; Gentianales; Rubiaceae
Source: the annotation of a GenBank genome assembly
AUGAGAGCUUUCACGGAUUCAGGACUCAAAUCAAUCUUAUUUAACUUCGGAGCAACUUCUCAAAUUGAAAGAAAUGAGAGCUUUUACGGAUUCAGUCAACGCGAAAACAUUAUAUUUGUCCACAAAAUAAACUCUACACAUUUUUUGUUCCACAAUUUUGGGUUUGACUCACCUAAAAGUCAAGCACCCCCUCCGCCACCCCCAAAAGUCAAACCUCCUCCGCCACCUAAGAAACCUAAACCUCCUCCACCACCGAAGAAACCUAAAUCUCCUCCACCACCACCUCCUAUAGUGGUGUCGGUAACUCCCCCACCACCGCCUCCAACACUUCCUCCUCCUCCUCCUCCUCCUACUUCUCCACCACCACCGCCACCCUAUACAGCUCCUCCCCCUCCACCAUCACCAUCACCUCCUCCGCCACUGCCACCAUCACCACCACCACCCUAUACACCGCCUCCCCCACCACCUACAGCUGAAAGUCCUUCGCCGCUACCUUAUAAUCCUGAAACUCCUUUGACGCCGGCUCCUAGUCCGGAAACUCUACCACCGCCACUGCCACCUCCCCCUGUUACUCCUCCUCCGCCACCCCCUCCUCCUCCGGAAACUCUACCACCACCUCCCCCUGUUACUCUCCACCGCCGUCCCCACCUCCUCCGCCGCCGCCACCUACUUGCCCAGAUGAUCCCAUGGUUUUCAAACCGUGUGAACGCGUCAUUCUAUCUAUUGCUGAACCCAGAGGUCCAUGCUGCUCAGUUUUUAAAGACCUUCCAGAUUCUGAAGCAGCUAAAUGCAUUUGCAAUGCCGCAAGCAAAGGAGCUUUUAACAAUGUUCCCAUUCCCCGUGAUGACAACACUCCUUUCCCCAAAACGCUCUUUGGUCAGUGUGGAAGGAAGUUCCUGA